Messenger RNA from Akanthomyces muscarius, 1104 nucleotides. RefSeq lists its product as uncharacterized. Lineage: Eukaryota; Fungi; Ascomycota; Sordariomycetes; Hypocreales; Cordycipitaceae. The record is from RefSeq and is a predicted model, not a curated record. The coding region runs from base 1 to 1104 and encodes 367 amino acids. Gene Ontology annotation, cellular component: mitochondrion. The transcript has a single exon. Gene Ontology annotation, biological process: mitochondrial proton-transporting ATP synthase complex assembly.
AUGGCCAUGGCUGCUUCCAUUCGCGGCCCCGGCUGCCGCUACCUCACAGCCGCCUCGUCGCCGCAUCUGCGGCGGCGGCUCAUCCCCAUCCAGCGCCGCUGGGCGCAGGUCCACGACGUGCGCUUCCUCACCACCCACAACGUCACGCCGCAGGCCAUCCUCGACAAGUACCGCGACAAGCUCGACAGCAAGGCCAAGCGCGAGGGCCACGAGUCCGUCGACGCCCUCCGCGCCGCCUACGCCGACGAGAUCCUCGCCCAGCGCAAAAAGGGCGCCGUCGACCCGGCCAUUGACCAGUUCAUCCCCCAGGCUCCCGAGACGCCCGUCUCUCAGCCCAAUCGCGCCCCCCCAGCGACGCCCGAGGGACAGGAGCAGCAGCAGGGCGAGACCUUCAUCCCCCAGGCCCCAGACACGCCCGUCGCCCAGCCCAACCGCGCGCCCCCGACGACGUCCGAGGAGCAGCAGCGCGAGGCCGCGCGCAAGACGGCCAAGUCGGGCGAGAAGCCCGCCGUCAAGACGCUCGACGAGAUUCUCGACCUCGACAAGGUGCGGGAGCUGCCGGAGAAGGAAAUCACGGCCAUCUGGCGCCUGCGCCACGCCGCCUCGCCCUCGAAGCUCUGCGCCGUCAUCCCCGCCGACACGUACGCCGCCAUGGAGGAGCUCGCGCGCCGCGCGCCGCAGUUUGUCCUGCCCGUCCCGCACGAGACGCAGGGCGCCGAGAUGCACUUCCUGCAGUGGGUGUUUGACCGCGCCUCGCGCACCAGCACCGUCCUCUUCACCCAGCUCGCCGAGUACAAGACGCGCGGCGAGUUUGCCCAGCCGCACACCACAAUCACCCACCACCUCGACCUCGCCGCCGACAAGGGCCUCGUCCUCAUGCAGGGCCAGCUCAUGGACGACCGCGGCGGCGUCAAGCCCGAGCACGCCAAGUGGCUCGCCAUGUGCCUCCAGCGCUUCUACGGCGCCUGGGAGGCCGGCGUCGAGCUCGACGGCGAGCGCAGGGAGCGCGCCCAGGCCCGCAAGCAGCUGCUCGAGUGGUUCGCCGCCGGCGACGAGCGCUUCAGCGUCGAGAAGCUGCUCGAGGAGGCUGAGCGCAUGGGCUAA